AUGAAUGCAGAGCAAGAGAGGUCAAUUGUGAACCAACAAAUUACAAUUUCGACCCAGGAUUCUUUAAUAAAUAUGCUUAAAUGCAAAAAUAAAUCUGAUUCAUCUAUAAUCAAUGUUGCCGGCUUGACGCCUCCGUCGCAAAGUGGUAAAAAGUUAUCCGGUAGAGAAAAUAAGCAACCCAGUACUUCAAUGUCCGAUCCUGGAUCUUCCGUUGUUAUUUUGCGACAAGGGGAACAUCGACUCCAAAAUCAGGGUUCUUCGGCAUCAAUCCCAAUAACCCCGACACAAGUACAGCAAGGCAUUAGAGAAGCGCAGCAAGCAGUAUUGUCUGAAUUUGUACAGAAACCUAAAGGUGAUCCAACCAUUCCUAGGGAAAAUGGUGGAUGGCAAAAUGUUACCUACAAAAGACGUAAGCCCCGUGUUCUGGUUGGCAACAAAGAUGACACCGAAUUAAAUAUUAGAGCAGUUCCCAAGUCAGUCGACUUGCACGUAUAUAGAUUGCAUCCUGAUACCACAUCUAUGCAGAUCACGAACCUUUUGAAGUCUCUUUUUCCUGAAGUGAAGACGGAAAAAAUAGAAUCCAAAAAUUCGAAUAUAUAUGCGUCUUUUAAGGUUACAAUUCUACAGAAAAAUUUCAAUAAAGCAAUGGAUGCCACCGUGUGGCCAGUAAAUACAUGUACUCUGAAUAACUCAAAAAUUGGCGAAUUGGAAGUGUUUCUCAAUGAAUUCAAGGACAUAAAAUUGAUAUGUAUAAAUGAAAUCUGUGCUUUCAAAGAUUCGAUUCUACAUCUGAAUAUAAGUGGUUUUUACCUAGCAAGUGCAUUUUGCCGAACUCAUACAAGAGGUGGAGGUGCUGGAAUCUGGUGUCGCCAGGAUCUUCAAACAAAGGAGAUAAGUCUAAGCGAUUUGUGCGUUGAAGGCGAAUCUGAAAUUUGUGCCGUUCAAUUUAGAAAUAAUAAUAACCAAUUAUUCAUUGUUAUUUGUUGCUAUAGACCACCAAGUGUUAACAUGGAAGUUAUGGAGUAUGAAAACGAAGAACAUUCCAGUGAAUUGGAAGAGGCCAGUACUAGAUCAGAAGCGUUAGUUGAAUUAAACGAGCCCGGCCCAUCAAAAAAUAUACAAAGUGAUGCCAAACUUUCCAAAAUCACUGGGGAUUGUGAAACUUCAGAUCCCUUUAGUAUAUUUAUUCAUACUUCAGGAGGCAGACCAGAACCACAAACUAGGCCUUUACAUUUGGAAAAUAUCAAUGUUAAUGAAAGUAUUAGCAUUAAUCCAUUAGAUCCUGUGAAAGAAUCUGCGAAUUCAACUGAUAUUGCAAGUAAUAAUUUUGGAAAUAUAAAAUUGCCUCAAACUUUGAAGACACCUUCAAUAGAUAAUAAUAUUACUGAUGCAGCUACUUCAUUAUUACCAUCAACAAGUAAAAGAUGUAUCAGUGAUUUCCUUACGAUGCCAGACAAACCCCAAUCUUACCAAGAAAAUUUUGAAGCCAAACGCGCGCUUAAAUUAAAAGAAGAGAAUGAGAAAUUGGAGAGGAAACGAUUAAGAGAAGAAAAGGCUGCAGCCAAAGCAAAUUUGGAAACUAAAAGAGUUCGUAAGUCAGCUGAUGGUAUAACUAAUGGCAAUUGUUUUUUGCAAAAAAUAUAUAUCCAUCGUCACUGCGUUCCCAAGAAACACAAAAACCACGUUCCCGACUUAGAAGAUGAUGAUCUGUUCAUGUGUCACAUUUGUUACAAGGAGGACAGCGAUGAUGGAGCCGAUAGUGAAGAUUUUGAUGAGAAUGAAGAGGAAGAUAGCUUGGAAAUAGAUCAAAACAAAAACGACAAUGAUUUAAAUGAUACAAAUUCAGACGAAAAGAAGAAAACUGAUGAAAAUGAGGAGGAAGAAAUAGAUAAAUUAUUCUCUUUGUAUAAAGAUGAAUGUGCCAAAUAUUAUUAG
This is a messenger RNA of Ceutorhynchus assimilis (cabbage seed weevil), 1935 nucleotides long. NCBI's taxonomy places the organism in Eukaryota, Metazoa, Arthropoda, Insecta, Coleoptera, Curculionidae. The record is from the annotation of a GenBank genome assembly.